Messenger RNA from Kwoniella shivajii, 1212 nucleotides. RefSeq lists its product as uncharacterized. Bases 1 to 1212 code for a protein of 403 amino acids. The transcript has 4 exons. NCBI's taxonomy places the organism in Eukaryota, Fungi, Basidiomycota, Tremellomycetes, Tremellales, Cryptococcaceae. The record is from RefSeq and is a predicted model, not a curated record.
AUGCCAUAUAUAUCAAACGAAACGUUGAUAGGAGCUGCGUUACUGGUAGUGUUAAUUUUGGGCUAUCAAUACGUUCCUUCAUCAGCCACGACAAUAUCCAAUAACGCCAACACGAUCUCGAACGUCAACACUAAAUCCUCCAAAAAGAAAGCUAGCAAGAAGAAUAAAAAACCUUCUUCCUCAUCCCCGCCACCCAUAGCUGGACCAUCAAAGACCGCCAAGGAAAGUGAUAGGAUCGCACUUGGCCAAUCAGCUGAAAAACCAAAUGGAGCAGGAGCAGGAGCAGCUUCAGGUGAAAAUAAUAAAGGCGUUUCAAACAAUAAAGUAAACAAGAGUAAAGGUGGAAAUAAUCAAAAAGCAGAUAAAGCUUCUUUAGGUGAUGUAAACCAAGAAAAGAUAGUAUCGGAUCGACAACAGGGAAAUAAACCUCAACCUCAAGCUCAAGCUGAACCCCAACAACAACAAUCGCAACAACAACAACAGAAAAAGAAAUCAUUGGCUGAAAAGUUAUUACCUAAAGAACCUAAAACCAAAGUAGACGAUAUGCUAGCACCUGAAGAUAGACCGGGUCAAAUUGCGAGAGUAAUGAAAGUCACUUCAUCUUCCUCUUCUGGAUCUGGAUCUACGAAUAACAAUUCCAAUGGAACCGCCAACCCUUUCGCCGCUAUAUCAUCUCAAUUCACUAAUCGGAAUCAGGACGAUGAGGAAGACAAAUCGGAAGAAGAGGAGGAAGUUAACCUCGCAAAUGACCACAUCGAUGGAAAAGGGAAGAUAGAUAAGUUCCAAGAUGAUUAUAUCCCUUUGUCAGACGAUGAGCCAAGCGGUAAGACCAAAAGCAAAAGCAAAAGCAAAAGCAAAACAAAUGAUGGAUGGGAUGUAGUGACCAGUAAGAAGAAGAAAUCUUCCACGUUAAACAUAUCAGAUCCAUUCGCAUCUCAAUCAACUUCACUUCCUUUGCCAUCAGAUUUAGCAUCUAGACAACAGAAGAAAAAUGCCAAAAAAUCCGAAGAGAAAAAAGCAGCUAGAGCGAAUGAAGAAGCUGAGAGAUUAAGAAGGUUGGCCUUACAUAAGAAGGAUCUCGAGAGAGAAAGAAUAAACGAACUCUACGCUGCUAAACAAUCAGAUUCAUCAAGGGGAAAAUCACUUCAUACCUCAAAUACACCUGGUUCAAGAGCUACUUUGACUGAAAAUGGGAAACUCGUUUGGGAUUAG